Aspergillus ochraceoroseus IBT 24754 is the source of this 1694-nucleotide messenger RNA. Its product is annotated as T6SS phospholipase effector Tle1-like catalytic domain-containing protein. The transcript is spliced from 7 exons. The coding region runs from base 39 to 1694 and encodes 551 amino acids. The record is from RefSeq and is a predicted model, not a curated record. NCBI's taxonomy places the organism in Eukaryota, Fungi, Ascomycota, Eurotiomycetes, Eurotiales, Aspergillaceae.
CCUACUUCACAUUUCUAGCGAGAACAGUUCCUCGAAUUAUGGUACAGUGCAUAAUGUCCCAAGGCCGGAAACGCAUAAUCGUAUGCCUCGAUGGUACUUGGGUCAAUAGUGACAAGGGCUAUGUACGCCCAACCCUGAGCCAGCCAAAUGCCAGCCUCCAGGUUCCUUCGAAUGUGAGUCGGCUUUACCGGGCCCUGAAGAGAAGAGACCGGGAUGGGAGGCUCCAGGUUAUGUACUACCAUUCAGGCGUUGGUAGUGGGAGUUUCACCGACGCAAUUGCCGGUGGAGCGUUUGGUGCUGGACUUUCUGAAAACAUUCGUGAAGCCUACGACUUUAUCACGACUAACUACGAAUCGGGAGAUGAAAUCAUUAUAGUGGGCUUCUCUCGUGGGGCGUUUACAGCUCGAAGCCUAGCAGGUCUUAUCACUGAAAUCGGUCUCCUCAAUUCCACUGGUAUGCAAAGCUUCUACCCUAUAUUUAAGGACAUUGAGAACGCGCAAAACCCCCAGUACAAGGACCAGUUCCGUAGCAUGCCAUUCUCUCAUAAGCCGAGACCACCUUUCCAGACUAAAGUCUAUAGGCGGCGAUUGGAAGAGGGUGGCUUCACACGGAUUUAUGAUGCCGAUGGCUCCUCGAUCAAAGUUCGCUGUGUUGCGGUCUGGGAUACCGUUGGCAGCCUAGGGAUUCCCGAUACAAAUAUAGGUGUUAGGAAGGGUUACCAACUUCUUAUCACAUACAGAUUUUACGACACGUCUCUGUCAAAUGGCAUCGAAUAUGCAUUUCAGGCUUUAGCUCUUGAUGAAACGCGAACCUCCUUUGCUCCAGCUGUAUGGGAAAAACCGCACCACGUCCUCACCGACUUAAGGCAGGUUUGGUUUCUUGGAUCCCAUGCAAAUGUUGGAGGUGGUUGGCCAGACCAAGAGCUUGCGAACGUUUCCAUGGCCUGGAUGAUGGAUCAACUUGCUUCCAUUGGGGUAGCCUUUGAUGAUGGCACUAUCGACCACAUCUUUCAAGACAAUGUUCGCUACUACCUUGAUCAUCCCAACGCAUCUCAAUCGACAUUGAAUCCUUUCAAGCGUCGACCAUGGACCCAAUGGGCCGUCUCUGAUAUAUAUAAGGAGCAUCGGCCUGUCCGCCCCUGGGCUUUGGGUAAGAUCUAUGAAUCUGAGACUGGUUUCUAUCAUUUGGCAGGGAAAACCACUCGUACUCCGGGAAUGUAUCAUCACGUGGAUCCCCAGAAAGCUGUUUCGACAGCUAGAUUCCUGAGCAAUACGAAUGAAAGAAUUCAUCGCAGUGUCCGUAUCAGACUUGAGCUGGAAGGGCUAGGUUUUGACGACGUUGGUCUCUACAAAUGCCCCGCGCUCUUCAAAGAGGGGCCCUGGCGUCUGAAGCGAAUGUCCAUCGAGUCUCUAAAUAUCCUUCUUCAUCGACAGGGCCAAAGUCCCUAUGGAAACUCGGGUAAGGCUUCGGGGGAGGAGGACGGAUCUUGCUGGACAUGGAAAUAUGUUGGCCCAAAGCACGGCGCGCCACCGGUGACUGUGAUGGUUGAAGAAGCGAUAGGGCCGUACGAGAGCAGGUUGCUGAGUCUGAACAAAGUCAUCCCCUACACCACCGAUAAUCAACCCGAGAUGUCUCAACUAGGAGGCAACCUGUAUUGCUUGGGCCGAAAAAAAAUCCCCGCAUAUGAACGCUAA